GGUAAUUUUUCUUCAAGUCAAUUCGCUCUCCAGAUCCCCUUUCUGCCCUAACCCUAGCCCCUAGCCCCUAGCCCUAGGUCGUCUUCUUCUUCUUCUGCUAUGGCCUUGGCCAUGGCCGCGGCGGCAACAACAGCAGAUCUCUACGUUAAUGCUUUUACUAUGGGUAAAUAUAUCAGUGAAGGUAUGUGUAAUUAUAUCAGUGAAUGUGUUGGUGAUGGUCAUGAGGCUCUGCCGGCCUCUAUCACCUGGAUAUCGAAUUCGGUGUGAAUCAGACUUAUCAUUCAUCAGAUGGAGCCCUUAAAAGCAGAACCAAAGAGAGUAUAGGAGAUUUCACAUCACUACAUCCAUAUCACUCCAUGACCUAUGAUCCCCUCUCCACAAUCAUCGCUCGAAUGAACCUUCCCUUCCCGUUGCAAUGUUUUGAGUACCCCAACAUGCCGGAGAACAAGUUUUUGAACGUCCACGACCUAAUCAUUCAUCUUUUGGAAGAUGUUCGUUCCACGGCGAAUACACGUUUUUCCCAAUCUGAAUCUGCAGCAGGUCGAAAGUUGUUAUUGUGCUUGACAGUCGACAUUGAAAGAAGAGUUAUCUUACCCCGCCAUGAAAUUGAAGCAAUUGACCGGUUAAGGAAGAAGGAAGAACGUAUGUUACAACUCCAUCAAUUUGUUUCUGCCAUGGUGCGGACGGAUUCCGAAGAUCCGUAUUUGGACUUUUCUUCGGUGGAGAGGCGAAUAGGAAGGGAAGUGAGGGACACAGCGCCCACAGAGAAAGCCUUCUUGGACAGGAAGUAUGAAAAAGAGUUGGAAUUGUCAUUGUUGGAACAAGCUAUGGGUGACUACUUUCAGGAGCCAUUAGAGACACUGACAUUUCAAGGUAAUAAUAAUAUUGGGAAGGAGGACCAAGUUCUGUGUGGUAUAUGUAAGAAUGAGAUACUCAUUGGAUCCCGAGCUACUUUUAUGCCAUGCUCUCAUAUAUACCAUUUCCGAUGCAUUGCAGACUGGCUGAAAAGGAGUCUUAUGUGCCCCUCGUGUCCCUUCAAGUUGACAACCUCCUAAUCUAAUGUUGUUGACUGGUUCAAUCUUGGCUCAUGAGAUGAUGCAUGCAUGGUUGCGGCACAAAGGUGCUUAUCUGAGAAGUGCUAUAUACUGGAAAUUACCAUUGGGAUUGCUUUACAGGUUCUCCUAAUCUGAGUCCAGAUCUUGAAGACGUAUCUGCCAAGUGUUAGCUCAUAUGUGGUUAGAUUCUGAGAUUAUUGCUAUCUCUGGUGGUAAUGUUGCUUCAACUUUGUCACCAUCUUCUUCUUCAUCAUCCUCUAGUCCACAUCCUCAAAAAAGGAUAAACGGUCUGAAUUCGUGGUUUUUUCAAACACCAAAUCGAAUCGGAUACUUCUCUAUACUCCCGGCUGGGAAUGGAUAAACUAUACCCCAAUACUUUUGAAAGAAAUACUUGUUAAUAUAUAGAAAAAUAUUGAAGAAAAAUGAACAUAUACAUUUUCUUUAUGUAUACGACACUUUUCGUUUAAUGUUUAGUUAAGAAGCAGCUCUAUUCUGCUGGUACAUAGUUCAAUCCUUGAUGAACUAUAAUUCUAAAGUAAAAUGAACACAUACACUUCUUUUUUAUUCCCCUCUUCAUUCAAUUGGGGCUGCAUUUGGCAUUGUUGUAACGCAUCAUUAAGUGAUUACUGAUAAGGGAUUAUGAAAAAAGUACUAAUCAAUAUGAAGUUGUAGAAAAGAAGUGUUUGUUUGGAAUAUCUGAUUAGUGUUGUCAUAGUCACUAGUGAUUAUAUUGAUGACAUUAGUCACACACUGCCAUUAUCGACUUGGAAAAAGAUGCUGGAAUGGGAAUAUUUAUUUUAUGUUCUUGAUAAUAUCGACACAAAGGAUUAUAAAAAAGAAAUAUGAUAGAAUAUUCCAAAUCUGAAUCUGCAGCAGGUGGGAAGAUGGUAUUGAUGUUGACAGUGGACAUUGAGAGAAGAGUGAUUUUACCACGCCAUGAAAUUGAAGCAAUGGACCGGGCAAAGGAGAAGGAAGAACGCAUGUUACAACUUGAUCAGUUUGUUUCUGCCAUGGUGCGCGGAUGGAUUCGAAAGAUCCGUAUUUGGAAUUUUCUUCGGUGGAGAGGCGAAUAGGAAGGAGAGUGAGGGACACAGCACCGACAGAGAAAGCCUUCUUGGACAGGAGGUAUGAAAAAGAGUUGGAAUUGUCAUUGUUGGAACAAGCUAUGGGGGAGUACUUUCACGAGCCAUUAGAGACUCUGAGAUUUGAAGGUAAUAAUAAUAUUGAUGGUAAUGAUGAGGAUGAUGAUAAGGGGAAGGAGGAACAAGUACUUUGUGGUAUAUGUAAGAAUGAGAUGCUCAUGGGAUCGCGAGCCACUCGCAUGCCAUGCUCUCAUAUAUACCAUUUCCCCUGCAUUGCAGACUGGCUGAAAAGGAGUCUUAUAUGCCCCUCUUGUCCCUUCAAGUUGACAACCACCUAAUCUAAUGCACAUAUAUAUAUAUAUAUAUUGUGUGUUAAGUAUAUAUGAUGGUCAAGUGAUUUAAUUUUACAGUAUAUGUGGCACUGGAACAACAUUCUAAUUAUAGUUUUAAACCUAGCUAAAUGUGUUAAUCAACUGUUUGAUCUAGAAGUUUAGACUAUCUACAUGAAUGUCAAUUGUUUCUGCCAGUUUCACUUAUGGAUUUCAGUUUUUGCAGGCAAGCACAACAACAGGCUACACAGUAAAUAAAUAAUGGCUAUUUAUUAAGUUCGUUCCUGAUUUAGAUUUUGCAGCAUUGAUCAAUGUAGUUGCAUUGAAUUAGAUUCUGUAGCUUUGAUGAAUAUAGUUAUCAGAUUACAGAUUGGAUUAAUUGUUUCCCUCAGUUAAUUAAAUGAUUUUUGAUCAAUAUGAUGAUAGCACAUAAUUGUUUUUUUCUUUUUCGGAAUAUACUUAAGUUGUUUUUCUUCCCUCUAGUUUUGUGUUUUUUUUUUUUUUUUUCUUGCAUAUGUAUGGAACAAAAGUUGGUUUACUGGAUUCGUUUGUGGCUGUAAUGGCACAACAAAAAGUUUGGAUCUU
Molecule: messenger RNA, 3051 nt
Organism: Cornus florida
Lineage: Eukaryota; Viridiplantae; Streptophyta; Magnoliopsida; Cornales; Cornaceae
Product: E3 ubiquitin-protein ligase SDIR1-like
Exons: 2
Coding region: 357-1055 (232 amino acids)
Source: RefSeq, a predicted model, not a curated record